GAUAAAGGCAGCUCAAUCCCAUAAAAGUUCCUAUCCCCAUCCUGAUCUACAAUCAUAUAAUACCCGACUAUCAAACAAACGUGCAAAAAAACCCUCGGCAAUCGAUAUGAAGACCACUCCCCUCUUCCUCGUCCUCCUCGCCGCUGCCACGAUGGCCUCGCCCACCCACCGCCGUAGCGAUGCCAACGAGCAGCAAUGCGAAAUCAACGGGCAGCAAUGCAAAGUCUCCUGCUCCACGAAAUGCUCCGACCUUUGCUACGAAUACUGUCCUUACUACUGCCCAGACAAACCCCUUCCCAUUGAAUUCUUUCUCUUCAACGUGGAAGGCGUGCGCGUCCCGCAAUCCAUCAUCACCUCUGGUACGAAUGUUUCUCUCGACAUAUUGGCCGAAGACACCGGAUUGUUCAAUGGGGGAGAGCUCUUAGCGACCCGAUUUCAGAUCACCAGUUCCCUAAAUUACUGGUCCUGCCAAAUGUACGAUGUUCCUGGGUUCGACAAUCCCUCGUACAGGGUAGAGUACCCUAACAGGACUUUGGAUCUGGAUUUCAACUCUGGUACAGAUGAAACGACACCAAAGGUCAAUGUCAAUCUCAAGGGUGCAUCUUUGAACUGUGUCUCAUGAGAGGAGUGAGACCAACGAGGUGGAACCCGACGUAGUAUGAACACUCCUUUCCUCUUUCCGCAUAGUGGUUUCAGGGUUUCAGGGUUCCAGGGUUUUGCGCAGGGACUAGAUUUUAGUACUCUUCUUUCAAAUUUUCGCAUAAUGAGUAGAUUUGAGACACAUUCCUUUAUUGUUAGCACAAAUACUACGGAUCUUUUGUUCGGAA
Lentithecium fluviatile CBS 122367 is the source of this 827-nucleotide messenger RNA. Lineage: Eukaryota; Fungi; Ascomycota; Dothideomycetes; Pleosporales; Lentitheciaceae. The record is from the annotation of a GenBank genome assembly.